GGUAUAAAUGCAGGUGUUUGUCAUCCCCUGAAACCAGCGUGCUCACAGGUUCCCCUCGUCCGGCUCCUAAAACCUCCCAACAUGAACUUCUUCGGUGUGCUGUCCUGCUUCAGCCUGCUGCUGGCAGCUGCUGUCGCCCAGGACCCAAAACCCUGCGUUUCUCCCCCGCUGAUGAGUGGAGGCCUCACUGUGAUGACUGGCGACGGGCUCUUGUUUUCCGUUGGAACGAUAAGUUAUGAUGCUUUUGGACAGAGGAUGCGGGUCAGGAACUACGGGUUUGCCAGCAAUCAGACUUUCGGUCUGGACCAGCUUAUGCUUUUCAACCAGAAAGUCUAUUAUGAGAUCGACUGGAGCAAACUGUCUUGCAAGAAGUUUGCGCUCGAUGCCUCCUUCAAUCCCAUGCGCGUGCCCACUGAUGCAAAGCUGGCUGGUCAGGUCUUCAUGGGCUCCUCCUCCUCCUGGGGAAUGGGUGCACUGGUCAACACCUGGCAGGGAAGCCUUCCAAACAACGGCAUGUACACGACCGUCUUCACUGAGAUCGGCUGCAUCCCACUGACCUACACCAGCUUCACACCGACUUCUGGAUGGACCACCCUCAGCACCUACAACUGGGUCCUGGGAAACUCAAACCCCAUGGAUUACAUCCCACCGUUCUUUUGUGCCAAGUCUAAGCUGGAGGAGACCGAGACACCACGCACCAUCUUCACUGCCCUGGAGUCUCUGGCCGUGAAGACCAAGAAAGAGGAGUAAACAUGUCGAGCAUCGCUCCAAAAAUAAUCGCCAAUACUGCUCCUGUCAGUGCAGCGAUCAUCAAGGAAAAUAAAGAAAAUUGGAUUAACAUGAUUGGACUGGAGCUACCUGUUUAACAACAAGUCUACUGCAAUGUCUAUGUCAAACAACUGUAUGUGGCAAAGCUCGCACACCUCAAUGUUUGGAAAUUUGUAAGAUGGUGAGAAAAAUCAAAUCUAGACAAUCGGUGGGAAAUUACAGAGAGAACUAUAUGUGAGGGAAACCUUUCAGCAACGCCCAGUGGAGCUCGAUCUCCCGCUUUGUGUAUCUCUGUCAUCCUCUUCAGUAAAAUCAUUUAAAAGUA
Scophthalmus maximus (turbot) is the source of this 1093-nucleotide messenger RNA. RefSeq names its product ependymin. The record is from RefSeq and is a predicted model, not a curated record. Gene Ontology annotation, cellular component: extracellular region; lysosome. Bases 82 to 750 code for a protein of 222 amino acids. Gene Ontology annotation, biological process: cell-matrix adhesion. Gene Ontology annotation, molecular function: calcium ion binding. Lineage: Eukaryota; Metazoa; Chordata; Actinopteri; Pleuronectiformes; Scophthalmidae. The transcript has 6 exons.